Molecule: messenger RNA, 216 nt
Organism: Dovyalis caffra
Lineage: Eukaryota; Viridiplantae; Streptophyta; Magnoliopsida; Malpighiales; Salicaceae
Source: the annotation of a GenBank genome assembly
AUGGCUUCAAGGUCACUUGUUUGGAACAAGGCUCUCUCUAAGUGUAAUAAUGAACUAAUGGAGUUUAUUGCAUCAAUUAGAGAAACUCAUACACAAUUACAAGCAGCUGCAGAUACUUGGUCAACUAGUAAUCCUUCGUCUGUCGACGAUAAGGAAUUGUAUGAGAAAGCAAUUCCAUCUUUUAAUGUCUUGGGGAUAGGAAUAACAAUGGGGUAA